This is a messenger RNA of Adineta steineri, 4215 nucleotides long. NCBI's taxonomy places the organism in Eukaryota, Metazoa, Rotifera, Eurotatoria, Adinetida, Adinetidae. The record is from the annotation of a GenBank genome assembly.
AUGAGCGAUACUGAAGAUCGUAAAGGAAAACGAAAAGUAUCUGAUGACGAAGAUGAAGAAGUUGACGAAGAAGAAGAUGAAGAAGAACAAGAAGAUGACGAAGACGAAGAUGAUGAAGACGAAGAGGAUGAUGAUGAUGAAAGUUCAAGUCGAAGAAAGAGAGAAGGUCAUCAACAAAAACGAAAGAAGAAAAAAAUAUCUGGAAAACAAUUUAUUAUUGCUGAAGCUGAUGUCGACGAAGAUGAAGAAGAAGAAGAUGAAGGAGAUGAACCUGAAGAUGGUUUUGUUGAAACAGAUAUUCCCGAUACAACAGCUGCAGAUAUGUAUCGAGCUGGACGAUCAAAAUUUCCAAUAGCACAAGAAGAAAUGGAUCCAGUUGAAUUGGAAAAAUAUUUCAAAGACCGUUAUGGUCGAAAAGAUCCAAGAGGCCGUGGAGAACACGAUGACGAUUAUGAUGAUGAUCAAGUUCCUGAUGAAAUAACACAACAAAGUUUAUUACCUGAUGUUAAAUCACCUAAUCUAUGGCCUGUUAAAUGUCGAAUUGGAGAAGAAAGACAGACAGCUUUAUUAUUGAUGAGAAAAUUUCUUGCAUUAGAAAAUGAUGAAAAAGCAUUACAAAUAAAAUCAGUUAUUGUUAAAGAAGGUGAUCGUGGUUAUAUUUAUAUUGAAGCAUUUAAAUCUAAUCAUGUCAAAGCAGCAUGUGAUGAUAUUCGUGCAUUAAAUGUUCAAAAUCUUCAAAUGGUUCCAAUUAAAGGAAUGACAGAUAUACUACGUGUUGUUAAAACAACUUAUGGAAUAAAAAAAGGUUCAUGGGUACGUGUUAAACGUGGAAUUUAUCGAGAUGAUCUAGCUAAAGUUGAACAAUGUGAUAUGGGACAAAAUUUAGUGACACUUAAAUUAAUACCACGAAUUGAUUAUGCAAAAAAACGUGGUGGACCACGUGGUGGUUCAAGCGAUCAAAGUGGUAUUGUACCUGAAUCAAAUCAACCAUUUAAGAAAAAAAAUCGUUUUGCAUUUAAACGCCCACCACCAAAAUUAUUCGAUGAAACAGCUGUCGAAGCUGCCGGUGGUCAAAUUAAAAGAGAUUAUGAAUAUCGAUCAUUUGAAGGUGGAAAAUAUGAUGAAAAAGGUUUUCUUAUCAAAAACUUUCCAUUACAAGCUGUUUCAGCCGAUGGUAUAAAUCCAAGUAUAAGUGAAUUAGAUAAAUUUGAAGAAACAAUCGAUGGACCUGAAAGCAAUAUUUCAAUAAAUAAAUCAAAAGCAUCAAAAAAUGAUCUGCUAUCAUUUGCACCAGGUGAUCAAGUUGAAGUAUGUGAAGGUGAAUUAAUUAAUUUACAAGGUACAAUUGUUGGUAUUGAUGGUGAUUCAAUUCGAAUAUUACCAAAACAUGAAGCAUUAAAAGAUGAAAUACCAUUUAAAGCAAAUGAAUUAAGAAAAUAUUUUUCUGUUGGUAAUCAUGUUAAAGUUUUAAAUGGACGAUAUGAAGGUGAAACUGGAAUGAUCGUUGGUAUUGAUGGAAUUAAAGCUAUUGUUUUAAGUGAUGGUACUAAAGAUGAAAUGCCUGUUAGAACAUCGGAUCUUCAAAUAUGUAAAGAAACAGCAACUGGUGUUGAUUCAUCUGGACAAUUUCAAUUAAAAGAUUUAGUUAAUAUUUCUGCAGAUAAAGUUGGUGUUAUUGUUCGAAUUGAAAAAGAACGUUUACAUGUAUUAACUAUGGAUGGAAAGACUCAAGUUGUUCCAAUACAAUCAGUAACAAAAAGAAAAAUUAAUAGAAAUGCAACUGCACUUGAUUCACAAAAUAAUAAUUUAAAUUCUGGAGAUAUUGUCAAUGUUGUUGAUGGACCAAAUUCAAAUCGUCAAGGACAAAUUAAACAUCUUUAUCGUCAUUUUGUUUUUAUAUUUUGUCGAACAUUAACUGAAAAUAGUGGUAUAUUUGUAGCAAAAGCAAGAAAUCUAUUAUUAGCUGGUGGAACAUCAAGAAUUUCAUCAUCACCAUCAAUGCCAGUUAAUGCUCCUUAUAUGUCACCGAGAACUAUGGGAACACCAUCACCACAUACAUCAACAUCAUCAGCUGGUGGAGGUAGUGGUGGUUCUUCAUCAAUACAUUCUAAUAGUCCAUCAGCUGGUUCUCGAACACCAAAUUCAGGUGGAGGUGGAGCAAUGAAAGCACCGUUUUCCGCAGUUAAUAAUAUUCGUCGUGAUACGGCUUUAAUUGGACAAACUGUUCGAAUAUCUCAAGGACCAUAUAAAGGUUAUGUUGGUAUUGUUAAAGAUGCAACUGAAUCAACAUGUAAAAUUGAACUUCAUGCAAAAUGUCAAACAAUUACGGUUGAUAGAAAUCGUAUUGUAUCAACAACAAAUGUUCCACGUCAACCAGGUGAAAUGUCUCAUUAUUUUACAACACCACUUCAUGGUUCACAAACACCAUCAUAUGCUGCUUUUGGUUCACGUACACCUAUGAUUGGAAAUCAAACACCAAUGCAUGAUGGUUCACGAACACCCCAUUAUGGAAAUAUGACACCUCGUCAUGAUGGUUCAAUGACUCCACAUGCUCAUGGCGGUGCAUCAGCAUGGGAUCCAACGUAUGCAACAACACCUCGAGUUGAUUAUGAUGAUGAUGAUGGUCCAUCACCAUUUGCAACAUUAAAUCCAACUACACCAUCCUAUAGUCAUUUAACUGAUUCAUUAUCAAGUGGUCUUGGAAAUUCGAAUUCAAACAAUUCUUCAUCAAUUAAUAAUUCUUCAUCAUCAACAACGUUAGGUGUUAGUUCAUUACUUAAUUCAAGUGGUGGACCAACAAGUGUAUCUUCAAAUAUUUCAGCUGGUGCUUAUUCGCCAUAUUCAAAUCAUCCAACACCAUCACCAGCUAUGCAAAUGGAUUAUCAACCAUAUAGUUCUCAUAUUCCUACACCGGGAGCAUCAGGUGGCGGUUUUUCUUCAUCAUCAAAUAAUAAUGGUCCACCUGAUCAAUCUCCAGCUGGAAAUUAUGCUUAUUCUCCGUCAAUAAAUAUAACACCUGUGACACCAAGUGCACAAUAUGCACCAAUGUCAACAUCACUUGAUUUUGAUUCCAUCUCAAAUAAUGAUUGGCAUGUUGAAGGUUUAUAUGUUCGAAUAAAAAUAGCUAUUGAAGAUGAAUCAAUUCAUGUUGGAAUGAUCGGAAUUAUUCAGAGUAUAUCUAAUGGUGUUUGUACUGUACAUUUUCCUCAGCAAGAUCGUCGUGCUGUUGUUCCACUUCAUCAUAUGGAACCAGUAACACCGCUACAAAACGAUAAGAUUUAUGUUAUUGGUGGAGAUAAUAAAGGUGCCUCAGGCGACUUAUUAUCAGUUGAUAAUCAAGAUGGAGUUGUUCGACUACACGAUAAUAUUUCAGAUGAUGUUUGUACAUUUAAUGUUCUUGCUCCAUGUUAUAAACGUUUAUCAUCUGAACGUGAUCGUGAGAGUGCUUAUAAAUCUCAAUGGCAAACACGUCAUUUAUCAAUAAUAGCAUUACUUCAAUCACUUCAAAUUAAUUUAAUUUGUUUACAAGAAUUUUGGUUAGAUGAACCAUCAUUUAUUGAUUUAUAUGAAUCUAAACUUUCAUCAAAAUAUUCUUUUCAUUACGUUCGACGCACACAAAAUCUUGAUGAUGGUUUAGCAAUACUUGUUGAUAAAAGUCAAUUUAAAGUUGUUGAAAAAUGUGAACUUCUUUUACAUGAUAUUGGUAAUCGUGUUGGUCUUUUACUUAAUCUUGAACAUAAUGGACAACGUUUAUUAAUAGUAAAUAUUCAUUUAACAUUUCCACAUAAUUCAUUUGAUCGUCGUUUGAGAUUAUCACAAAUAAAAAAAUUUCUUGAAUUAAUCCAUGAAUAUCAAGUAAAACAUAAUCUUUUAAAUAAUUGUUCAAUUAUUCUUUGUGGAGAUUUUAAUUCAUCAUGGGAAAAUGAUCCUGUAUAUCAACUAGUGUUAGAACAACAAUUACAAUCAUCUUAUUUUAUAGUUCAUAAAAAAGAACCAGGAGUAACUCAUUUAACACAUCGAGAUGAACAAUUAGGUGUUGAUUUUAUUUUUUAUCAAUCAACUAUUUUUCAACCUAUUUCAAGUGAAUUAAUUCCACGUGGUUGUGAUACACAUUCAUGGAAUGAUGAAAGUAAAUGGAAUUUAAGUGAUCAUCGUGCAAUUCUUACUACAUUCCAAUUUAAAAAUGAUAAACAACAAACAAAAAAUGAUUUAUAA